Lactuca virosa is the source of this 841-nucleotide messenger RNA. NCBI's taxonomy places the organism in Eukaryota, Viridiplantae, Streptophyta, Magnoliopsida, Asterales, Asteraceae. The record is from the annotation of a GenBank genome assembly.
AUUCAUUUUUAAUUAACUUGAGUUCCGUUCCGUCUCUCAUCUAAGGUUUGUCAUAAUCGCCGAUCGAUCUCCAAAAGAAAACCCUAAAGAUGCUCUGCAGUCUUGAGAGAUGAGUGCCGAGUUAUAGGCUUAUUGUUAAUCGCUUUGAUUAAGUUGAUGAGUUUGGGGUUUGUGAGCUGCAUUUUUCAUUCUGUACGUAAAUUUGUAAUCGUUUAGUUUUGAUCUAUAAUCGAAGCUGUGGUUUGUUUUACUAUAAUGUUUUCAAGGCUUGGUCGUUCAAUCUCUCGAUUGUCUCGCUCAAGGGUUUUAACGGAUUCUUCAGCAUAUCAAUCUCGAGAUGAUAAACUUGGGGUUUCGGUUUUGAGGCGUUAUUUAGGUUCCCUAGCAGCUAACAAUCAAAGAAAUGGUUCUGGGUUAGGGUUAUCAUCGAAGCUGUAUACAUCGGAUAUGAACUACAUUCUUCCAAACCCAAGAAUUCGAAGGUUUUCCUCCAAUCCGAAUAAGAAGGAAUCAAGCAAAUCACAGAAAAGAGGUUCCUUUCAAUUCAUUAUCUGCGUCCCAUUACUAUUAGGAUUUGGCUCGAUGCUCUGUUCAUGGCUCUUGUAUAAGCUAUUAUGUAAAGAGGUUGACAAGCUCUUGGUUAUAUGUCAAGUUCUUGGGGAAGAAAAGGAUAGAGGAGAAAGGAAUAUGGACUUCGAGGCUGAAGAACAAAAGGAAGGAUACUAAUUGUACUUGGGGGCAGUUUGGGUAUUUCAAUAUUAAUGAUAUAUAAAUAGACUUAGUUUUGUUUGUAAUUUGGAAAUCAAACAUUAUUAAGCAUUUUGUAGGAAUGCGUUUGAUU